Molecule: messenger RNA, 2310 nt
Organism: Amaranthus tricolor (Joseph's coat)
Lineage: Eukaryota; Viridiplantae; Streptophyta; Magnoliopsida; Caryophyllales; Amaranthaceae
Exons: 1
Coding region: 225-2051 (608 amino acids)
Source: RefSeq, a predicted model, not a curated record
ACUUCCUAAUUCCUAUUAUCAAUUUAUCAUCGGUGAAAUACACAAUACAGUCUCAUUGAAACUCUCCUCAGUCAAGUCAAGCUGCUUUCAUGGAAGACCUGUAACAAAACUCUGAAUCCAACACUUAGUAAUCUACUAGAGGAGUUAUAUUCCUCAAAAUCACUCACCUUUUCUGCAUAAAAUUUCCUUCAUCUUCCUAAUAUUCUUAACCCAACAAAUCUCAAAUGUUACCUCAAGACCUCACCUUUUCUAAAUCCUUAAACCCUUUUCUUUUCAUCCCUAAAAACCCUCAAUUCAAAUCAAAAAAGAUAGUUAAGCCAAUUUUGAUUUCCAUCCCAAAAUCUCCUCUUUCAUUCCUAAAACUUUUUUUUCUCCAAAACCCUAAACCUUCCAAAAUUACCCACAAAUGUCUUCCUUUUCCUCCUGCAGCUGGUCGCAGCAAGAAAACACCUACAACUGGUCGUAUAGAAGGCAGUGCUGAGCUUCGUCGCGAGGCUAAACGCAAUGCUAGGAGAAAAUCCCGCAAAUUAGCUGAAAGUUUGUUUUACCGACUCAAAAACCCACAUAAAUCUCAUGCUGAUAAUUUUACAGAAGAUGAACUUCAGAUGAUUGGUUUAGGGUACGAUAGAAUGGUUAGGUUUAUGAGCAAAGAUGAUCCAAAUUUAAAACACCCAUAUGAUUGGUAUAAGUAUGGUGAAUUUGGUCCAUAUUCUUGGCGUGGGAUUGUUGUUGGGGACCCAAUUCGAGGUCGAAUGUCGGAUGAGUGCGCUACAAUUAUAGGUGAGGUGAGGAGUCAUGAGGAGUGGGAAAAGAUUGAGCAACAUGAAAUGUGUGAGGAUUUUGGGAAUAGGUUGAAUAAGCUUGAUUCUAAUGUGGGUUUCCAGAAUUAUUGGGUGUUUGUUCGACAUCCGAGAUGGCGGCUUAGUGAUAAGCCAUGGGAACAAUGGACAUUGGUGAGUGAGAUAGUGCUUGAAGCUGGUGAUCAAAGGUUGGAUAAAUGGAAUUUGAUGGGUAGAUUAGGGAACAAAACUAGGGGUUUGAUUACUCAAUGUGCAGCUUGGAUGAGACCUGAUAUAAUUUAUGUGAAGAGACCGGUUUUUCAAUGCCGGUUUGAGCCUCAAGCGAACUUCUUUAAGGCGAUGAUUCCGUUUCUUGAUCCUGAAACUGAGCAGGAUUUUUUGUUUGAGUUGGAGGAUGAUGAGGGUAGAGUUCAAUUGUGCACUUACUUUGGUGGGUUGUGUAAGCUUGUGAGGGUGAGUCCGAAGGCCUUUGUGGAUGAUGUGGUGAAGGCUUAUGAGAAACUGAGUGAUGAAAAUAAGUCGAAAUGCUUGGAGUUUUUGUUGAUGAAUCAUCCUGUUCAACUUUUGCAUCCUUACACUAAGGAAUGGAAGGUGAAAUUAGAAGAAAUGGAGUUGGGAUGUGAUGCUCCUGAUGAUGAGGAUGAUAUUAGUUCAAAUUAUAGUAAUGAUAAUGUAAGUGAGAAAGAGUUUAGUGAAUGGGUUGAGGAUGAUGGAGAUGAGAACAAUGAUGAUGAUGAUGAGGAUGACUAUGUACUAGAUGAUGAUGAUGAUGAUGAUGAUGUUGUGAUGAACACAAAUGAUGGCGAGGAAGAGAAUGAGGAAGAGGGUGAAUUGGGAUUGCAAGACGAGGAUGUGGAUGUCGAAGAGGAUGAAAAGUAUUGGAAAGAACAGUUUGACAAGGCAAUAAGAAGUAACGACGAGAUGGAGAAUCUUGUGAAACGGAGUGUGGAAAGAUCGAGCAAAUUCUAUGCCAAGCAAUUAAGGGGAGAGAUCGAGAAGAAUGAAAGCGAGAAUUUGAAGGAUGAUGAUGGCAAUGAGACUGUUUUGAGAGGUAAACGAGCAAAGGUGAGUCGAGAAGAAUGGAAGUUGAUAGGGAUGGGUCCUUGGAGGAAGAGGAUUAAGAAGAGUAGAAUCCCACCAGAACUGUUUCUGAGAGCUGCUGUUAGACCUUUUACAUACAGAAAUCUUGUCAAGGAAAUUGUGUUAACAAGACAUGCAAUUUUAGAUGGUGAAAUUGGACAAGAGAGUUGAAUCCCACCAUUAUGCCUGCAAAUUAUUUCUAUUUUCUAGUUUUUUGGAUAUAGGAUAAUUGUACUGUUUGUUGUAUUUAGGAGGAUUAGACUUGCUUGUUUUUGCCUAGAGCAAACACAAUUUGAUAUUUUCUUUUACUAAACAAAGAAACUGUAGUAUACUAUUAAUAUUUAUAGUCACGAACUAAAAUUUUGAAUAGAAUAAUAGAGUGCCUCAGAAUUUACUAGCAUUUCAAUUUAACAUAUUACUUUUACUAAAA